Molecule: messenger RNA, 627 nt
Organism: Dibothriocephalus latus
Lineage: Eukaryota; Metazoa; Platyhelminthes; Cestoda; Diphyllobothriidea; Diphyllobothriidae
Source: the annotation of a GenBank genome assembly
ACCUUUUCGACAAUAUUUGCGUCUCUCGAAAACACAUCUCCUGGCACGCCAGUUAGCCCUCAGAAGGCUGACUUGCCGGAACUUUCCAAUCCCACCGUCACCCUGCCAGUCGCUGGCUCUGGGAAUAUGGAGUCCGACACCACUUCACCUGGGCCAGAAUCGCCAAUUGCACAACCUUCCACAGCCCCUUACGCCGUGAGCAAUGGUGAAGCAGUCUCGCCGAAGGGUCCAUCGAAGUCCGGCACCAAAUCCGUUCAUUUUGAUUCUACCUGUCAGGAACCAGCCACUAGACGUCCACCACCGGAUGCUUGGAACGAUUGGAGUGAAGAUGAAGAGGAGGAAGAAGAAGAAGUUAAGGCUCAGGGAGAGCAGACUAUAGAGCACAACGACGAAGUGAUCUCAAAUUCUGUGGCGAAAAUUUCGCUUAACGACUCUGGGGCUGCCGCGACGGGUGCCGCAACGAAUCAUCAGCCUGAUUUGCCUACACUGAGCACUGCGGUAAGUGCGCCAACUUUCGUGGCGCGUGCGCUAAUUAUGUUAAGAUGUCGAUGCACUGUUCUUAUUGAAAAGUACAUUUUUCAACGGGCCGAACGACAAAAAACGGUAGCUCUGCGCAAACCUACCUAA